AUGGAGCCGCCGAGCCACGCGCGCCUCGUGGCCAUGCGCCUGCUGACCGCCUCCAACACGCCCGAGCGGCCGGCCGCCAUGUCCUCCAAGGCGGCGCAGCUGUGCCUGUCGCCCACGGACCCGAGCGAGGACCCGGCCACGAUGGCGCUGGCCAUGGCCUCGCCCGUGCUCACGGGCAAGCCCGCGCCCGUGACGUCGCCCAACCCGGCCAAGAACCCGCUGCCCGGGCUGCAGUUCGCCAUCUCGGCGCAGCGCGCGCCCGCCCGCGAGCUGCGGCUGCCGUCGUUCUCCAGCACCUCGUACGAGCUGGAGAGCGCCACGCCCGCGGCCAGCAGCGCCGAUGAAGAGGAGAUGUCUUCCCAGCAGCAGAUGCAGCAGCAGCAGCAGGAGAAGUCGGCCGCGCAGAGGCGCAAGAAGGGCACGCGCCGAGGCACGCUCCACCCGGAGGCCAAGAACGUGCUGAAGGCAUGGAUGUUCUCGCCCGAGCACUUCGCCCACCCGUACCCGAGCGAGGAGGAGAAGGAGGAGCUCGCCAACGAGGCCGGAAUUGAGGUCAAGCAGCUCUCGAACUGGUUCACGAACGCGCGCAAGCGCCUCUGGCAGCCGGUGCUGCGCCAGUCCGGCGUCGAGGUCAAGAACUUCCUGUCCACGGGCCGCGGCGGCCCCCGCGGCAACAAGCUGGACGUGCCGGCCAACAUCCACCAGCUGGUGUCGCCGUCGCCUGUGCCGAGCCCGCCGAGUUCACCUCGCAAGCGCUCGUGGUCGGCCAUGCACAGCUCCCCGGCCUCGGUGGACGACAGCAAGCGCCGUAAGAGCUCGGCCGCUAGGAAGCGCUCUAAAGCCAGCGCCAGCAACGCGAACGACGAGAACCCGAUCCCGCAACUUCAAGAUCUGGAGCUGCUGGCGGCCACAUCGCUGUUGGGACUGCAGCACUUGACCCAGUCGGUGCAUUAAGCCGCGGCCAAAGCAUCGAGAAGCGUUUGAUAUUUAUUUGACUCUUAUGUAGGCAGUUGAAGCGGAAGUACAGCUAGAAAAAAAGUAUCUUCAGCAUUGGC
Molecule: messenger RNA, 1055 nt
Organism: Phytophthora sojae
Lineage: Eukaryota; Oomycota; Peronosporomycetes; Peronosporales; Peronosporaceae
Product: homebox domain-containing protein
Exons: 1
Coding region: 1-954 (317 amino acids)
Biological process (GO): regulation of DNA-templated transcription
Molecular function (GO): DNA binding
Source: RefSeq, a predicted model, not a curated record